AUGGCCAGGAUACCACUUAUAUUACUCUUACUGUCAUCCCUGCAGCUGGCUUGCCAUGCCUACAUUCCGACUGCUUCCACCUUGGUGGGAGUCCUUCUUGCCCUAUCGUCAUACCGUAUAUCUUGUCUAGCUGCACCGGCUGCCUCUACUUUGGGACUACUCGAGCCUGCUAAUGGUGUAUAUCUGAUGAUUUGGCCUGAUACAGAAGUCACUCCAUAUCAAGCAGAUACUCCAUCGCUAAUAAAUCAAAGGCUAGGUCAACGGGUGCCUGUUUGGCACUUUGCACAGAAUAUUCCUACAUUGACUCAAUCAGGCACGCCGGGCGUGUCAGUGAAUGUCGGCAUAGAUACGAAAAUAAAUACCACCUUUUUGGAGCUCACGUACAGUGACGCCAUGAUCUUUUUAACUGUCUAUCCCUUCCUUACCGGGGACAUGAAUGCCGUAAACGAUACCGAUAUUGCAGCUUUAGCAACGCAGUGUGCUCAACUAAAUGCUGCCGGGCGUAAAAUAUUCUUGAGAUUAGCUCCAGAAAUGAAUGGAGGCUGGUAUCCUUGGGGCCAAAAGCCAUCCGUAUAUGUGCCAUGGUGGAGAAAGGUCGUGACUGCAGUUCGGGCGCAGGCUCCGAAUACCGCUUUCGUUUGGUCUCCCAACGUUCGUGGACAGGGUGGUUUUGCUCUGGCAUCUUGGGUUCAUCCAUUGGGAACAGAUUAUAAUUUGAUGGAUACAAACAAGGAUGGAGUUGUUAAUGGUACUGAUGAUCCAUACGGCCCGUUCUACCCGGGCGAUGACUAUGUUGAUUGGGUUGGCCUCUCGCUAUACUAUUACGGUACCAGCUAUCCAUACCACUUCAACACUCUACCACCAGACUAUUGGUUUGUGCAGUCGCUCCAAGGCUUUGGAGCUUUCGACUUUUAUCAGACGUAUAGCGUUCAGCAUAACAAGCCUUUCGCUUGCUCAGAAUGUAGCAGUACCUUCUUUGCCGCACAGCCGGUUGGUAGCUCGCUCGUUAACGUGCCUCCAGGUCCAGGAGAAUUGGCUAUAAAGAGAAGCUUAUCCAAGAAUAAAGAUGUGCAUCGAAACCAAAAAAGGGGUCUAUUCGAGUUCCGAAAGAAGGAAGACGACACAUUCAGAGACUUUCAGAUACUAAAUCAAUCGAAUCCCAACAACCUGCUUCCACAGUUCUUGACUGAUCUUCAAGCUGCGUCAUCCAAGAUCAACUUCAUCUGGGCUAAUUACUCACCGCCACCGGUCGUUCCUGCCCCGCUUCCGGCCAAUUCCACUCCAGGCGAUCAUAUCGCCACGAUACUGGGAAUGAAUUCAGGUCAUUCUAGUCUACGGACUAUUGUACAGCGAUACGGUGCUUAUUUCGCCAUGUUUGUGGCGACGUGGAUGCUAUCUUGA
This is a messenger RNA of Synchytrium microbalum, 1401 nucleotides long. Its product is annotated as mannan endo-1,4-beta-mannosidase. Bases 1 to 1401 code for a protein of 466 amino acids. NCBI's taxonomy places the organism in Eukaryota, Fungi, Chytridiomycota, Chytridiomycetes, Synchytriales, Synchytriaceae. The transcript is spliced from 9 exons. Gene Ontology annotation, biological process: substituted mannan metabolic process. Gene Ontology annotation, molecular function: mannan endo-1,4-beta-mannosidase activity. The record is from RefSeq and is a predicted model, not a curated record.